GAUUUUUCGCCACUGAUCUUUGUCCUUCCGAUAGCUGUGGCCAUGGCUGAACAGCUGAAGGUCAUGAUGGUUCAGCUCGCGGAUUUCCUGGACCAGCAGAAGGCAGCAGUGCCACAGGAGACGUGGAAAACCAUGCUUCAGACGCAUGCCUCUGGGGUGAAACAGGGCAUCGGCAAGUUGGUGAAUGUGACCCCGACGGAGGCGACUGCCUUGACCCGUGGGAUCGCAGAUGGGCCAUGGACGGAUGAGCAAAAGACCGAGAUGUGCCAACUCGUGUCGGACAAGCUUGCAGCCUUGGGCGGAGGCAAUCCAGCCGAGGAGACCAGGACCCAAGACUGCCCGCGGUUUGGUGCUUACCUCUCCAAGGAGGACCGACGGAUCUUGGCCGACUCGGCUCAGUCUGAGUCGCAGAAAUUGCACCAGAUGGCAAGCCGAUGCAUCAAAAUCGGCCUGGUGCUGCCCAGUGAAACCUGCAAAGGCCGCAUUCUUGCCAGUGCGGUCGCUGGUGGCCUAGAGGCGAAGACUGCGAGCAGUUUCUAUAGUGCCCUGAACCAUUUCAAACGCAUUAUGAAACGUAAGCGGGAAAUGAUGCCUGGCAAAACCACCUUUGAGCUCCCCAUCUACCCCGACUCGCCGGAUCAGCUACCUGACCAUCUACGUCAUUUCGCGGACUCCUAUCGCGAGGACCCGCCUGAGCCGCUCUCAAUCGAUCAAAUCCUGAAGGUUUCGCAGGUGCAGGCUUUGAGGAAGUCGUCCAAGGCCCUGCAAGCCGCGACCUCCUCCUCGAGCUCGAGUGCAUUGGUGCCUUCCGGGCCCUCGCAGGGCGAUGCAUUCGGCCAGUUCAUGGCUGGGCUAAUGCACGUGGUCCAAGCGAUGCAGAACCAGGGCCAGGGAGAGGAUCAGCCUCUCGGCAACCUCCACCUCUUCAAGCCCAACACUAAGAGAAAGCAGCUGGCACUUCCUUCGCCUGACAAGACCUCGCAGACCCAGGCCCAGCCAUUGCAGACCGAUUCCCCGGCAGAGAAAGCCUCUUCGUCCGGAGUGCCAUUGCUCAGCCUCCCGGCCCCAGAGCAGAGUGAGAAGAAGGAGACCGCUGAGGAUGAGGAGGAGGAGCAGAAUGAAGGCGACCAGGAGGGCCCCGAGGAGCAGUUGGGGUGGCUACAGAAAUGCAAGCGGCCUGCAAGCAUCUUGAAGCAGAAGCCUGCAGCAAACAUCAUCCCCAAGCCCAAGGUUAAGGCCGUGGCGAAGACCAAGGCCGUGCCGAAGUCCAAGGCCGUGGCGAAGAGCAAGGCCGCGGCGAAGAGCAAGGCCGUGGCGAAGUCCAAGGCCGUGCCGAAGGCAAAGGCCGCCUCCAACACGAUCGUGAAGAGCAUCCGCAAGAGAAGCGGAUGGGUGGUGCACUACCGCCGCCGGGGCACCGAUGGCUCGCUCUACGGGAAGUGGUGGAGCCCAGAGGGCCAGGGCUACCCUUCCGCGAAGCUUGCCGCCGAGGUGGGUUUUGAUGAGGUUUUACGUGCAGUGAAGGAAGCAGAUUCAUUGCCGGCUGGCAUCAGUCAAAGCUCCGUGAAGCGGUCGCGGGAGAAGAGAAUGGCGGCUGAGACUCCAUUUGGUCCCAUGAUGAAGCACUGGAAACUGGAAAGCAACAGUGGAGCAGAGAUUCCAGUCGACUUUUUAGACCCGGCCGCCUGCCUUUGGCAUCGGCUGAACUCUUGCGAACGGUUUCGAAGCUUCAUGCUGGAGAUGUUGGAGAGGAAGCCAGCAACCGUCAAUUCCCCAUGGGGGAUAGUGGUGUAUUCCGAUGAAGUUUCACCGGGCAAUCAACUGAAGGUUUCAAACGCCCGGAAGCUGCAAACCUUCUAUUGGAGCUUCAGAGAAUUCGGCACCAGCUUAACCCGCGAGGAUGCUUGGAUGCUGCUGACGACAGUGCGAUCCAAGACGGUUGCAGAUGUGGCGGAUGGGUUGAGCCAACUCACGAAGCGGUGCAUGCUAUGCUUCACGGAGGAGGACCGGAACUUUCGUUUCGGCCUCGCCUUUCCAGGCCUGGUUUUGUCUGCUGAGCUCGCCAUCGUGGUGGCCGACGAGAGCGCACUCAAACAUAUGUUUGAGUUUAAGGGGGCCUCUGGGAAGGUCCCGUGCAUGUUCUGCCGAAACGUGGUGUUGAGGCGCUAUGCACCGGCACCUUUGCACCCCCCGUUGGAGCUCCACACCUGUACCGACAGCAGACGGUUUAAGCUCCACACAGCCAACUCCCUGCAGGCGACCGUCAACCUCUUGUCAUCUAAAGUGGAUGGGAGCUCCCGCAAAGACUUCGAUGCGAUGCAGUCCAACCUUGGAUUCAACCAUUCUCCUCACGGGGUUUUGCUUUGCCAACCCCUCAUGGCCAUGUUCGACCCCACCAAAGGUGUGAUGUUCGACUGGGCACAUGUCUACUUGGUGGGGGGACUUUUUCACCUAGAAGUCAAUUUGCUUCUGGGCAGGCUGAACCAGCAGGGGGUGCAGCAGGAUGCCAUUCACCAGGCUCUUCAGGAGUAUUCUUUGCCUUCUUACCACGAAGGCAAAAGUAAUGUCAUCAAGAACGUCUUCCAGCCGAAGAAGGGCGACUCCGAUUGGAAGAGCUCCGCCAGUGAAGCUCUCGGGGUGUAUCCAAUCCUCAGGGACAUCAUCCACCGCAUCAGGGAGACAACAGAGCUGUCGGCGGACUGUUUGGGUGCCAUUAGCUCGUUCCUUUUACUCUGCCAGUGCCUGGACCUCCUGCAAGGCACCUUGCAUGGGGAUGUGGCGCCAUCAGAUCUCAGAACGGCUGUGGAGGCACACUUGGCGAAGUAUCAGGAAGUGUAUCCUGGAGAAACUUUUCUUCCGAAAGGGCACAUGGCCAUGCACCUCGCAGGCCAACUCUCGCAUCACAGGAUCCUCAUUUCUUGCCUGACACACGAACGGCGACACAAAGAGCUGAAGCGCUACGCAAACAACCAGAACUGUGCCCGUGCAGGCACUGAAAAAGGCCUCUUGCGAGAGAUGGAACUCACCCAUCUCGAGGCACUGGACCGCCUUUCGCUCAGCUUCAGGACGGAGUUGCAGACGCCCGUGACCGCACCGGAGCCACUGCAGCGGGCUUUUGCAAACCACUUUGAGCUUCGUGGGGCCAGUGGACUGCUCUUCAGCUCAAAGGCUAAGGUGCCCCGAUGCCCUCUCGUGUCCACUGGGGACAUUGUCCUCCUGGACGAGCCUGUAGCCGUAGCUGAGGUGCUUUAUCACUGCCAAUUGCAAGACUAUCUGUUCACUUGUGUAAGUUUUUACGAGAAGGUUGCUGAUACCCCCAACAAGUUCAGAAUUGUCGAAGACAAUGCUUCCUUCGUUAGUCCGGCCUCCAUUCGUGGGCCCUGCAUCACUCGCAGCACUGCUGAUCGAUUCAUUUUUGUAGUGCCCCAGCACUUUGCCACUCGCUAA
Symbiodinium sp. CCMP2592 is the source of this 3447-nucleotide messenger RNA. NCBI's taxonomy places the organism in Eukaryota, Dinophyceae, Suessiales, Symbiodiniaceae. The record is from the annotation of a GenBank genome assembly.